AUGGGAUGUGUGACUAGCAGAAGAUCCCCUGGCUCAGUUGUUUCAGGCAGCAUCCAUUUGACUCACAAACCAAAUCCAGACGAAGACAGCGAAAUCGAAGAAAUUGCUGAGCUUCCCAUCCGUGCCCAAGAUGAAGAUUUUGACCUUGUCUCAGCUGUUGAGCUUUCUGUAUCCUGCAAUAACCUUUUUGCUGGUAAAGGCGUAACCGUAGACCCUACUGCUGUAUUUUAUAUAGAUGAUGGUAUCGGAAACUGAGUAGAAAAAGGUCGCACAGAAAUUCAAAGAAAUAAUCUAAAUCCUUCUUUUAUCAAAUCUUUCAAAAUUUCUUACUCAUUUGAAAAGCAGCUGCGAUUUCGCUUUGAUAUUUACAAUAUCAAUUAUUCGCAAGAUUCCAAAAGCCUCAAGUGGCAAACACAGAUAGGCUCAGCCAAGUUUAUACUGAGUUUAUUUGUAAUAGUGAUUAGAAUCCUUUUAUUAUAAAUAAUUCAAAUUUAGCUUUAUUCAGCAUAAUAUUCAUGAACUUGUGUGCUCUCCUUCGCAUUCUAUUACAAGAGAUCUUAUCAACUCUAACGUAAGGACAGAAAACGGUGGAACCAUUUCAGUUUCCAGUGAAGAAAUGAGUAGACUGAAACAUCGCAUCAAAAUGCAGUGGGAAUUUAUCAAUCAAAAAAUCAAAGGACAUUUGAUCUUAAAGUUAUCAAGAAUUACUGAAAAUAACGAAGUUUGUAUACCCAAAGCACGAUAUUGGAUUUUUCUGGUUAUCAAAUUACCACAAGUCCUCAGAGUUGCUAUAUGUUUGGCAGAUUUUGUAUGACUCGAUAAGCCAAAGUCAUGUCUGGAGUAUAUAUAUCAAACUGAAGGUCUUGCGAAAAUCCCGAGGGUCUGAGAGCAGUUUGAAUUGACUAUAAAUCGUCUAUGUAAAGGAGAUGAAAGAAAGCCUGUCACUGUAGGAGUUUAUAAAAUUGAUAAAAUGCUUGUGCACAAAUUUCUUGGAAAAAGCGAAUUUACCCUAGAAGAGCUGAAAACUAAUGGAAACUUUGAAACCACUAUUAGAAAUAACGGAAAGCCUAUAGGAAUUCUUAAAUUAUACUGCUUUAGUCAAAUUUAAAGCCAUUUCAAUUAAAAACGUUUUUUUUAAUAAAAAUCAAUUAAAUAUAGCAUAAAUCGAUUCAUUUACCAAGAAGUUUGCACAUUUUUAGACUAUGUCUUUGGCGGCUGUGAAAUUUCUCUCAUCAUAGGAAUUGACUUUACAAAAUCCAAUGGCGUCCCAACCUCACCAAACUCCCUCCAUUACUUUUCGACUGAAAACCCUAACGAGUACGUUCAAGCUAUCAAAGCAGUCGGCGACAUCUUACAAUACUACGACUCCGAUAAGCGUAUCCCUGCCUAUGGCUUUGGUGCUCGUCUUCCUCCAUAUUUUGACAUAGUCUCCCACUGUUUUGCCCUUAACAAAAAUAUUUUCGACCCAGAAGUCACUGGCAUUGAUGGCGUCUUAAACGUCUACAAGUCUACCAUAAAUUCCAUCAUUUUCCACGGCCCUACCAUUUUUCAUGAACUUAUCAAAACAGCUUCAGAUUACGCUUCAAGUGUCCAAGUUUCCCAAGAAGCCCAACAAUAUUUUAUCCUUUUAAUACUGACUGAUGGGAUUAUUAAUGACGUUGAAAGCACAGUAGACGAAAUUGUGUCAGGGAGUUUUUUGCCUUUUAGCAUCAUUAUUGUGGGGAUUGGCCACGAGGACUUUACAGUCAUGGAAUUUUUGGAUGCUGACUCAAAUCCGCUGUUUUCUAAAAAACAGAAUCGCGGGAUGGAAAGGGAUAUAGUUCAGUUCGUCCCUUUUAGCCAGUUUAAAGGAAUGCCACAUGAGCUUGCUAAAGAGGUGCUGUUUGAAAUUCCUAAACAGAUGAUCGGGUAUAUGAAAAAUAAAGGCAUCAAGCCAAAUCCUCCUUCAAAAACUGAGGUUCUAGACACCAUUGGAAGUGCAAGAGGUCAAAACCAAAUAAAUUCUCAAAGAAUGAUGCUGCCGUCUCCUAAAAAUCCGCACCCUAGCAGCAUGCUAUUGAAAAAUAUGAGGAAUCAGUUUAUUGAAGACGUAGUCAGGCUGGGAUUUGACGAAGACACAGUAAUUGAUGUAGUAGACGAAGGGAUCCCAUGCCUUAAUGUAAAUAUGGCAAUUGAGCUGAUAAAUGAAAAACAGUCAACAAUUGGGCCGAUUAAAAGUGUGCUGAAAUCAAUGAUAGUAAAACAGCCAGAAAUGUCAAGGCAGCAGUCAGACGAAAAGACAUGGGAAAGAGAAACGAGGAGAACUGAAGAAAGAGAUUAUUUGUAA
Messenger RNA from Blepharisma stoltei, 2326 nucleotides. NCBI's taxonomy places the organism in Eukaryota, Ciliophora, Heterotrichea, Heterotrichida, Blepharismidae. The record is from the annotation of a GenBank genome assembly.